Molecule: messenger RNA, 1180 nt
Organism: Colletes gigas
Lineage: Eukaryota; Metazoa; Arthropoda; Insecta; Hymenoptera; Colletidae
Gene: Nse4
Product: non-structural maintenance of chromosome element 4-like
Exons: 8
Coding region: 224-1123 (299 amino acids)
Biological process (GO): DNA repair
Cellular component (GO): nucleus; Smc5-Smc6 complex
Source: RefSeq, a predicted model, not a curated record
UGUCCGUGUCACGGGUGUGAUAGAAUGCAUCGUUUGAAGUUCGGAGUAGUAUGCACUGUUCAUUAAUCGUUGACAAGUUUUUGUUAAUAAUUGUAUUAAGAACGAUGGAGACAUUAUUACGAACGUUUUUUAGUUAUUAACAAUUGUUUCAUUAGAUGUUAAUUGCAAGUAUUAGAAAUUAUUGAAAUUUGUUUACACUUUAUAUUGAGUGAAACAGAUCAAAAUGUCUAACAGCAGUUCUAAUUCAAGUGAUAGACCAUCACUUUUACGAUCCCCGCAAGAACGUAAAGAAACUUUAAGGAAAAUGAUAACAAGAGCUGAAUCUCUUCAAGAAACAGUUAGUGACAAUACGAUAGGAACUUUGGAAUCAUGCAUGGAAGAAACAGACAACAUAAACUCUGAAACAAGCUUAGAAGAAAAAAUACAUAAUCAAGAAGAAGUAUUACUGGACUCAGAAAUGAUGAGCAUAUCUUCAAAAAUUUUAAAACAAUGUACCCGAACUUUAACAAGAAAUGUGUGUUCUUAUAAUCAUAUAGACUUUGCCCAGAAAGUGGUACAAUAUGUAAAACUACUUCCAGAUUGUGAGCCAGAAUUACCAGAUUGGUCACUUCUAAAGACACAAACUGCAAAAUGUUUUAAAACAACACCUCAAUAUAGCUCAUUAUUAGGUACUUUAGCACCAUUAGAAAAAAAGGAAAUUAAUAAAAGAAAGUCAGUAGUUAGUGAAAUUCCAGCACAGAUAAAAAGACCAAGAAAUGUUGAUACAGUUGAUAAAGAAGAUCAAGGUUUAGAACAAACUGUGAAAGUGAAAGAAUUUAUUACACAAUAUUGUAGAACUCACCAUAAACCUCUCGACUUUUUUCAACUGAUUUUACAUCCAACUCACUUUGGAAAGACAAUUGAAAAUAUUCUGCAAAUAUCUUUUCUUGUCAGAGAUGGAAAAGUAAAAGUAAUAAAAGAUGAUUCUGGAACAUUGGUUGUCCAAUCGUGCACAAAAGAUACGAGAGCAAGGACAAUUCUGAACAUUCAAAAUGUUCUCGAUUUAACCAUGGAUCAAUGGAAGAUGUUAAAAAAUAUUUAUCAGUUGGAAAAACCUAUGAUUGAUUUUGUUAAUGAAAUAUAAUAUUUCAUUUUUAUAUGGCAUAUAAUAAAAAUAGCAGCAUUAUUUUAUACCACGAUC